Messenger RNA from Cydia strobilella, 9142 nucleotides. RefSeq names its product focal adhesion kinase 1 (gene Fak). Bases 541 to 5565 code for a protein of 1674 amino acids. The transcript has 27 exons. The record is from RefSeq and is a predicted model, not a curated record. Lineage: Eukaryota; Metazoa; Arthropoda; Insecta; Lepidoptera; Tortricidae. Gene Ontology annotation, biological process: protein phosphorylation; signal complex assembly. Gene Ontology annotation, molecular function: protein tyrosine kinase activity; ATP binding. Gene Ontology annotation, cellular component: focal adhesion; cytoskeleton.
AUAAACCGUUACUGCCUCCAUUUUACAACCACAAACGGUGGCCAUAAUCAACGGCCGCAAGACAAUUUUCUUAAAUUAAACCCAAUAAAAAACCUAAAAAUAGCGCCUACAGCUGGUAUGUGGACCAAUAAACACCAUAUACGCAGGUGGCAUUUCGUUUACUUUUUUAUUCAUAUUUAUUCAGGUAAUAGUUUUGUAAAUCGUCCUUGACUUGCGAAACUUACGCCCCCGUGGCAUCUACUCGUUAACCGAUUAAGCCUCCCUUUCAUUCUAACUAAAGCUCUGUAAGUGUGAACGGGAUGAGAGAUUAAAGUUGUAAUGAGGUGUGUUGACUGUUGAUGUUGUCUCCAGCCAGUCUCAGGCGGCAGCGCGCGCGCCGCGGUCGCUACGACGCGCUAUUUCGAAAUUCAAAUUAACGAAUUGACGCGUUCGAACAACGAAUUUUCAACGAAGUUUAUCGAUGUGUGUGAUUGUGUUUUGUUUGAAGUGUGUAACAUCGAUAAAGUCAAGUGUGUAAUGUGAAAUCAGUGCUUAACGAAAAUGGUCAUGGAAUCCCCGCUGCAAGGCCGCUUCUGGCCUCUCUCUCCACGUCUCUGGAGGCGAAGUACGGAAUGCAAAAUCGUCUUCGAGCCUAGAAGACCACCCGUGGACAAACGAAUAGAUCUGACUCCCGAUUUGCUGCGUUCAAAGAAUAUUAAAGAGAGAUUGGGACAUUUGAAUUUGGAAGAACAUAUUGAUGAGGAAAAGAGAUGGAGUGUCUCAAAGCCUCCGUUGAAAGAGAAGAAGGAGGAAGUAAAGAUGAGGGUCAAAAGGCAGAGGCAGCCGCGUCCGAAUAGUCUGCAGCUUCUGUUAUGUCCGUCCAGCUCGGGGCAUUACAGCAGCAACACUUGGAGAUACACCAGGGUCAGGUCGAGGAGCCAUGAGCCUGAGGGAGGCGGGCGCGGCGAGGGACCGCUAGCGCGCGCGAUGCAGCCCGCGCCGGGCUCGCCCAAGCGGCAGCCUUCUCAGACACAACACGGAUCGGCGCCGGCGGACCAAUCAACAUUAAAAGUCCACCUGCCGAACGGUGGUUUCAACGUCGUCCGGGCGUCGGCCGAUGAGGACGUACGCUCGGUGCUACGGCUGCUAGCGAGCAGGCUAGCGACCGGCGAGAGAGUAUACGCGUCGUGCUACGCGCUACGAGCGAGGCGGUUGACUACUGGCAAGAUUCGAUGGAUCCACCAAGACACGCCAGUAUCGGAGCUGCUCGCAAAAUGGCCAGCAUCGGAAUGGCGGUUAGAACUGCGCGUGCGCUACCUGCCCGCCAACUUACGUGGCCUGUGUGACUCUGACCGAGUCACGUUCCACUACUACUUCGAUCAGGUGCGACAUGACUACCUCAACGCCAAUCAUCCCAUGGUGGACCAGGAUCUGGCGAUACAAAUAUGUUGUUUAGAAAUAAAAUACUUCUGUAAAGACAUGCAAAUAUCGUUGGACAAGAAGUCCAACAUCGAAUACCUGGAGAAAGAAUUCGGACUGCACAAGUUCCUGCCAAAGUCUGUGCUGGAAGCCAUCAAGCCUAAGGUGCUGAAGAAGGCCAUACAACAACAUUUCAAAAAGGUGGCGAAUCUGUCAGACACAGAGUGCAUGCUGAAAUAUCUGGAGACUAUGCACACUCACUACGGUUACGAUCGAGAGACCUUCACCGGGGCCCUCGGCUCCGGCUGGGCUAUUCCUAUAGAGCUCGCCAUUGGACCCGAUAUAGAUAUAUCGUACGUGUCUCACAAGGCGGGCGAGCCGCCGACGUACACGAAAAUCGCUUCUUUCGCCGACAUUGUCGCCGUGCAGACGCUCAAGUCCAACUGUCAGUCGCAGUCGCAAACUACGCAAUCGCAAUCGCAGAGCGGUUCGUCGUGCGGCAAGGCGGCGCUGCAGCUGCGGGUGAAGGGCGCCACGGAGACGCUCACUAUUACAUGCAGCAGUGUCGAGGCAGCGGAAAGCUUAGCAGACUUAGUAGAUGGGUAUUGCAGACUAGUCACAGAAUCGCAGACCUCGCUAUGGAACAGAACAACUACUGUAUGGAAGUCGCUGAAUUGUCAAUGCAAAACGGAGAUGAGCUCAAGCUCGUCGGAAGGCAAGACCAGUACGUGGGAGGGCAACACGGCGACGCUGUUGUCAGAGGACUAUGCCGAGAUUGUCGACGACGACGCUGACUACUCCACACCGGCCGUUCGAGACUACGAGUUGGUCCGGAAUCAGAUCGAGCUCACCGGCAUUAUCGGAGAAGGGCAGUUUGGCGACGUACACAAAGGCACGUGUCGAGUGGCCUCAGCCAACCACCCCUCCCUCCGUCGGCAACUCACCAUACAAAAGCAGCAGGGGAAAGGCUCAGGCGGAGAAUACAUACUACCCGUCGCCGUGAAGACCUGCAAGCUGGAUGCAGACCUAGAUACCGCCGAGAAGUUUCUGGAAGAAGCUUAUAUAAUGCAGCAGUUCUCUCACCCGCACAUCAUCGGGCUGGUGGGCGUGUGCAGCGCGCCGCCGAUAUGGAUCGUCAUGGAGCUGGCUACCCUGGGCGAACUUAGGGCUUACUUGCAACAAAACGCGAGGAGGUUGGAGACAUGUACCCUGGUGCUGUAUAUAUACCAGCUAUCAACUGCACUCAGCUAUUUGGAGAGCAAGAAAUUUGUACAUCGGGACAUCGCCGCGAGGAAUGUCCUUGUUUCAACACCAACUUGUGUUAAGUUAGCGGAUUUCGGUCUAUCAAAGAUGGUGGAAGACAAGUCAUACUACAAGGCUUCUCGCGGCAAACUGCCUAUUAAAUGGAUGGCGCCAGAAUCUAUUAAUUUCAGGCGGUUUACCUCCGCCUCUGACGUUUGGAUGUUCGGCGUCUGCAUGUGGGAGAUCCUCAUGCUCGGCGUGAAACCUUUCAGCGGCGUGAAGAACAAUGACGUCAUCGGUAAACUGGAGAACGGAGAACGGCUGGCACUCCCUCCAGGAUGUCCACCGCGACUCUACUCUGUGAUGUCGCGGUGCUGGGCUUAUGAGCCGUCCCAGCGACCUCAGCAGCACCAGCUUAAGGAGACACUUUUUGAGAUUCUGCAAGAGGAGCGCAGCACGGCGUGGGACACGAUGCGGCGCGAGAACCGACGCGUGGCCGCCGCCUCCUGGGGCGACGAGCCGCCGCCCAAGCCCAGCAGGCCCGCCACCAACCUCACCGCCGCCGAGCCCGGCACCGGCGGCGCGGCGCCGCAGACAUAUAUCGUGGCGCAGAACCCGCUCGUGCUCGCGCACCUGCUGCGAGAGAACCAGGCCCGCGCCCUAGACCCGCAGGCCUACACCACCCCCGCCUCGGUAUUCAACACCGUCGCCGUCGACUUCCAAGCUCUACCGGAGGACACCGACAUCACCAAAAUCAUCAAUCCCAAACCUGACGAAAUUAUAGACAUACCCCUCCAAACUGUCCCGAUGCCUGUCGCGUCGCUUCACAAACUCGAUCCCGUCGUUCCACCCGAAGAUGAGACUUUGACUGUUGUAGUCGGCGCUAGGGACAGCUGCGAUAAUCUCUGCCAGAAUACUGCCUUUCCACCCGAGGAACCUUCUCCGGAACCGUACGCCAAUAGAGUUCGGUCGUUGGAGAGGAACACUCGGGGAACCUUAUCGACGGCCGAACGAGCGCCGAUCAGGAUGGGUUCCUUAGAACGCAACGCUCGCGGCAGUCUAUCCCAUCGGGGUUCCCCCGUACCUAUAGCUCCUUUCACUCGUCAGCACUCGGUCCCGGCGUCGCCGCCGCCGAGAAAUAGAAGGGAACAGGACAUAGGUCAGUUCUCUGUACAAGGGUCUCUGAAUGCGCAGUUGGCCGCCAGUGUCGUCAAUAAGAUGCGAUCUCAACCCGAUCCGCCUCUAGUCGAAGAGAUCUAUGAUUUCGGGGGCGAUAAUGUCAAAAGCUGCGUAGCUGUCGCCGCCCAAAAGGCAGGUCUAACGAAACAGCAAUACCGACCUUCGAUGGUCGCCUCUCACCCGGUCACGUAUGGUGUGCCCGUUGGCGUCGUCCAAGGCGUCCCGUACUCCCAAAGCCCAGUGAAACCUAGUCAUGUCAUGCAAAUGAUGCCAAAGCAGAUUCCGUCGCCUCCUAUAGCUUCUAGUCAGGCUUUUUUCCCUCAACGCUCGGCCAGCCCUUUAUCUCAAACUUUUGUUUCUCAACCUACGGGAGUUAUUCCUCCUAUGUCUUACGCGAGCGCGUCCCAGCCUAUCUAUAGUGGCCAUAAUGUGGUGCAAGGGCCUCAGCCGAUGUUGUAUCGGCCGCAAGUGUCCGCGCAGACCGCGAGUCAGUACACGGCCGCGCCGCGUCCACACUUUGCGUCGGCGGCCAGUGUGGACGCGCAAGCGCUGUACGCGUCGCGGCAGGAAUGUUCGGCGGUCGGCCAACCCGUCCAGAGUCCAGAAUUGGACACCGAGCAAGCGGUGGAGAGACGCCUACUGGCCGAGCUGGCGAGACAGCAACAUCAGAGUGAAGAGGACCGCCGAUGGCUGCAGAUGCAAGAGGACAAACUGAACCGCCUGUCAACCGUACAGUCCGCGGAGGAGCCUGCCGAAAAGCUGACGGAGGGCGUACAGAACAUAGCUGUGCAGGAUAAGACGCCCAACCAGACAGCGCCUAACUCGUCGGAAAAUAGUCCAGCGAACACUGUGAAGCCUAACGACAAGCCGCCGAGCGAGGACAGGCCCCGCUCGCACACGGAAGACCCCGUGUACUGCCUGACUACAGGAGUCGUGCGUUGCGUCAUGAAACUCGCUAAUCUCGCCACCAACGGCGCGCCACCUGCCCCUGCUGUAUUACAAGCUGUCAGGGCUAUUGGUACCGAGCUGAGGGCGUUGUGUGCCACCGUUGACAACGUUGUGGUGCCAUUUCCUAGUGCAGAGCAACGGGAGGUGGAGAUGGCCCAUCAGGUAUUGAGUAAAGACAUGGCGGCCCUGGUAGAAGCCAUGCGUUUGGCGCUCCAAUAUGCGGCGACCACAUUACACCACGAGUACACCAAAAAUAUGCUCGCAGCGGCUCACGUACUAGCGAUGGACGCUAAAAACCUCCUCGACGUCGUAGACUGCAUCCGCGAACGACACCCCACCAUAGACUGGCGAGUCGCACUCCAAGACCCAUCCGUCCUGUCCCCCCCAUUCUCCCCCCAACCCAACCAGUUCUCCCCCCAAAACACCCUCCAACCCUCCGUCCAAGAGGAAGCGAAGCCAGACUUCAAAAUCAACCAACCUGUUACCACUAGUCAAAUUACCACUACCGAACUACCUAAAGAACAUAGCAGCCUCCCAGUAACUUCUAACCGGGUCUCCGCUCUGAUACAUAAUUAUAAUCUGUACGGCAAUAUUAGAGAGCAACAUAUCUAUGGAAAUUCUGAAGUAGGCGGCUCUUUUCAGCACUCCUCGUCUGGUAUCGAUGAAAAAAUCGAUGGCGCGCCUUUGGAGUCGGUUAGAAGCCGCAUACAAGCCAUGUCGGGUAAGAUUGACUCGCCGCCCAUAUACUCUGUGAGCAAGAAAGUCAUUGUGGAUCAGAACGCGACCGAGCAAGGUUGAAAGCUUUAUUCGCUUGUAGCAAAGAUACAUUGGUUGAGUGAGAUGCGUAAAAUCUAAGACGAUUUCGUGCUUCGAAUUUGACAGACGAGAUGGCGCUGUACAGCGCCAUAUUGUCAUAAGUUGACGUUUGACAAUGAGGGCUAUCGUUUUUUUGCUCACCAGUUGGCGCCUUUGUUCUUCUUCUUUUAAAAUUAUGGCUUCAGCCCAGUGGGACUAUUUCGCCAGUAUCAAGGUAUUAAGAGGUUUAAAAACGACAAAAAUUGUACGGUUGUACAAGACAGUGUACGGUGACUUGUUAGCUCUUGUAAAUCGAUAGCUGGACUUUACAAGAAGCACGUGGACUACCGGCCGUUGACUCCAAGAUGGUGGUUAAACGCGCUUCAAAAUUAAUUCUCCAUUCACUGCACACUACCACAUUAGUUUACUGUAUAAUAAGCUAUCGAUAUUACACUUUAAACAAUAUUAAUGAGCAAAAAACAAAGUAAUUAAUCACGAUGCUAACUAUCAAGAUGGCGCUCGAACCGGAAGUCGGCGCCUCUGUUGAUGGUGGUCCAAAAGACUAAAGAUCAGCUGUCAGUCAUUGAAGGGACACUAGCGCCCCUAGCGGCGAAUUCAUACGCGUUAGCCAUCAUUCAGUGACCGCAAAACUUAUGGCGCAGUACAGCCACAGAAUAAAUAAUAGUACUACCGUACAGAAAGGAAACUUCCUACAAAACCGAAGUUUGACACCGGUUAAGGGUCGAAUCAUGAUGUCUCUUUCUAAUAUAUGGCACUAUCCCUUUCGGCUAUUUAGGGUUGUCAAAAUUCAAGUCAUUAUCUUAUCUGUGGUCGUGCACGCAAAGGGACGUCAAGUUUGUCAACCCUUAUAAUAGCCGAACGGAGCCGAGUUUGCCCGAAGCUAGGAGUUUCGCACUCCUGGUACAUCGCCAUUUGUUUUGGUUGUCAAACUAAGGGGCACGUUUUCUUUUUAGACUUUACCUCUCUUACAAUCAAUUAUCUUUGCUUGUAGUUUUGUUUUUGCCUCGGUGAGGCUGACAGCUUUACGGUAGUAUGUGCGGUAGUUUUGAGAAUAGCUAGUGAAAAGUUGUAUUGGCAGUUUUAACGCUUAUAGAAGCGACCGACGUAUAAGUUAGAUAACCCAUAACUUAGCUAAUAGGGAAUAUUAAGCAAAACUCAGCGUAGGGGGCGCUACUAGCUCAAACAGUAACCAAACCGUCAUAUUUAUUCGUAACAAGUAAUCUGUGAAAACAUGUCAAAAAACUGUCGGUAUAUAAGUUGCUCUAUGGUUUACGGUUUUCGUUAGUGCAGCACUCUGGCGGCAGAGUAUUGCAGUAAUACUCCCUAUUUUGAAGAAUAUUGCUGAUUAUCAUAACUUUAUCCUCGAAAAGGUACAUAAGACACAACAUCGGCCGUUUUAUUUUCAACGUCGCUUCUAUACGCAGUUAUUCUCAAGGCAGUAGUGACUAGUACUUAACCGCGAUACUUUAAUUUGUUUUGAAGUUAGCAAUGCCGCUUCGAUUUUUUUCCGCGACUUUAAGCUUUGAAAGACAAUCAUACGAUUGCUCAAUAUUCUAUGUAGUAGAAUAGAUGACGAUUUAAAUUAAGUCCUGAGCUAAAUAUUGUCCAUAAUUUCGUUCAUAUGACAUGUAUGUUUCUUUAGAAGUAUUGGACUAUAUUCUCGCUUCAUUUUAAAGGAAAUUGUACCCAGGCCAAGCUGGAAUUUUCAAUAAGAUUUUCUAUCGAGAAAACUUUGUUAUCGUUUAGUAUGUCGCAAAAAUUCGAAAUUAAAACUAGUGACAUUAUUAAACAUACACGAUUAUUAAAUAGUUCGCUCAAUAGAAAAUUGAAUAGAAUAUAUCACAUAUUGGCUUAUGUGUUACUUGUUAUAUCUACCAACAUAUCAUCGGCAUUGUUGAGCUUCAAAUUAUUAUGAUGUUUCAAAUACGAAAAUUAUAAACUUUUAAUGAAAUUCAAAGAUUUUUUUCAUAGCUCAGAGUUAGGUGCAACUGGCUUCUCAAAAAUGAGCACAAAACAUUACGAAGUUAAAACCGAUUGAUAAUAUUAAUUUGUGAUAUUAUUGCCAAUAAAUUUUACCUAAUUCGAGUUAAUAUGGGCAACGGAUAAUAAAAAACACAAUAUUACUCAAUAUUACUGAGCCUAAUGUCACAGAAAAGAGAUUAUUGUGAUUUUUGUUAUCAGUGUUGCCAUACGUAUAAUAUAAUAAGCAUCAGCACAUUCCUUAUGAUUGCACCUACCGCGUAAGUUUUCUAAUUACUCAUACAAAUUUUAUAUUUUUGGUGUAAUGUUGCAGUUUUUAUACCGCGCGAGCGAUUUGAAUCUUCCAGUAUACAGUAAAUAAUGGAAUUGUAUCGUAUUAUUUGAAUAAGGUGCAGCGCACAUGGAGUCAUACCAUAGACAAAAAUAAAUAUUAAAGACGCAUAAACUAGUGCAAACAUUUUUGGACGCGAAUUUGAUUACCAAAGUUUUAAAUUUGGUUAUCAAGCGCUAACAUUUGACAAAAGGGAAUAUUACCUGUAGGGGGCGCCACUGCCACAAUCUGAGGGUUUAUCGCGAAACAAGAGUAGAAAUUUCGUUAUCUAAUAUCUCUGUCACUGUUGCAUAUUCAAGCGAUAAAGAGGCAGAUAGCGUAAUUUCGGAUUCGCGUUUCCCGGUAGGUCCUCUGUAAACAAACCGCCUUGAUGCAUCAAUGUUCAUAUUUUAUUAUUUUUAAAAACUUGUCAAAAAACUGUUAGAAGCACAGUAUGUAUGGUAUCUAUGGUUUACUAAAAGGGCUAGUGCUGCACUCUGGUGGUAGAACAUUGCAGUAAUAUUUAGCCGUCUCCUUAAACUGAAAUAAUGUGUCUAUAAUAUUUUUUUACUUUGAGGCGUCAUUAUUAUCUCGUUGUAUAUGGUCAUAAGCACUCCAUGUGUUCUGUGAAAAGAACUUCUGUGUUGUAUAUUUUCAUUAGUUAAGGUGCCUAACUGUCACAACAUGUAAACUUUUGCAUUUAAUUUCUUCAAUAUAUCGAAUACAGCAUUUAACUGGACUCGGAUUACUUUGUAAAAAUGUACAAACCGAAUUGAUUCAUAAUUAUUAUAAUUUUUAAUCCAAAGUUUUAUUGUAAGCUUAGAUCUCAGGGACUGUAUGUAUGUCGGUUAGUUUUGUAAUUAAAAAACAGAAUUUAUUUAUUGAUCAACUUCGGUUAAUGUAUAGUUUUCCUAAUGUGUUAGAGUUAAGCAGGAUUCAUUCCAAAGUGAAGUACGUCGACGGUAAAAGCUUCGCGCUUACUAUAUCAGUGUUGGCUUUGAGACUGUUUUACCGAAAAAAUAAAUUGUCUUUUAAUAUUUCUUAUUAUCACAACUAUUGCCUAGAAAUAAGGCCCAUCUUAUUCUAUAACAAUAACAACAGGUCACAUUUUAUAUCUACCAGUGUAACUACGAGUAUAUAAUAUUAGGUCGAAAAGCCAAGACUCACUAUACCUAGUCGACUGCCGGAGAUUAUUUACAAUUAUGAAAUAAAUAUAGACGUGAACUGGUUUUCGUUUAUGCAUUAAACUGAAUAAAGGACAAGUCAAUA